Ornithorhynchus anatinus (platypus) is the source of this 3364-nucleotide messenger RNA. Its product is annotated as complement factor H-related protein 5. The transcript has 17 exons. Lineage: Eukaryota; Metazoa; Chordata; Mammalia; Monotremata; Ornithorhynchidae. Bases 136 to 2952 code for a protein of 938 amino acids. The record is from RefSeq and is a predicted model, not a curated record.
CACCAGUCCCUCCCUUUAUUUGUGGACUGCUUAUUCUGCCCCAUUUAGAGUGGUUCCUCAUAGGGAAGUGUCCCUAAGGAGUCAUCACAGUAUUGGACAUUAAAUGUGGCCCCCUACUCUUCUCAGACACUAAAAAUGAAAUUUCUGCAAAGGAUUGUUUUUGUUCUAUCAUGGACUUACUGUGCUGCACAAGGAAAUUGUAAGAAACUUUAUAUUAAUAACGGGCAUUUUUCUGAAACAAAUGAGUCAUAUAAUGUAAAUGAAAUUGCACAAUAUCGAUGUAUAGAAGGAUAUACGACACCAGAAGGAACAGAAUCAGGAGAGUUGAAAUGCUUGCAAAAGGGAUGGUCGGUUCAACCAAUCUGUAUUAAAACCUGUAAAAGACCAGAAUUCAGGAAUGCCAGAUAUGAGGGAAACGAAAUACUAUUUCAACUUAACAGCGAACUAGAAUACGACUGCCUUGAUGGAUACAUUCGCAGAGAAGGAAGGAGCACAACAGAUUCCAUAGUGUGUGGUGAGGAUGGUUGGUCCCAUAUACCUGAAUGCCAUGAAAUAGAAUGUGAUAUUCCAGAUCUAACACCAAAUAUAAGAGCAAUUAAUGGGAAGGAUAAAUACAAAGUUGGAGAUGUUUUGUCGUUUAUCUGUCAGAACAGACAGAAAAGAGUCGGACCUGACUCCAUUCAAUGCUACCACUUUGGAUGGUCCCCUGACCCUCCAACUUGUCAAGAGGUGGUAAAACCCUGUGGACCUCUACCCACUCUUGCCAAUGGAAAAUCUAAUAAAAAAACUGAGAAGAGGGCAUAUCGUCAUGGAGAAGUUGUGGAAUAUAAAUGUGAUGCAAAAUUUAUAAUGGAAGGAUCUAAGAGAAUUGAAUGCCGUGAUGGAAAAUGGACACCUUUGCCUGCUUGUAAAGAGGUUGAAAAAACAUGUGGCAACCCUCCUGAACUCAACCACGGUGAUCUCAAAUCUAACCAUCCUCCACCAUAUCAUCAUGGGGAUUCGGUAGAAUACAGUUGCCAAGAAGCAUUUACAGUGAUUGGAAAGAAGAAAGUAACGUGUAUUCAAGGAACUUGGACAGCUCUUCCUCAAUGCAUCGAAAUAAGUCAACUUAAGAAAUGUACGGUGCCGCCAGAUCCUUCAAAUGGGAAAAUUACUUCAACGAAGAGUGACUAUCCACACAACAGUUUCUUAUUUUUCAUUUGCAAUGCAAAUUUUGAAGCAGAAGAAUCUACAAGAAUACCAUGCAUAAAUGGAAAAUGGCAACAACUUCCCACAUGCUUGAGUAAAGGGAGAAGAAAACUGUGCCCCCCUCCACCUCAAAUACCUCACGCCCAGAUGAUAUCAACGACUGUGAGCUAUGUGAGUGGGGAAACUCUAUCUGUUCGGUGUGAGGAUGGCUACCUGCUCCAAGGACCAGAAGAAAUCAAAUGUGAAAACGGAGUGUGGAAAUUUGUCCCACAUUGCGUUAAAGCCGGUGGAAAAUGUGGGCCGCCUCCAGCUAUUGAUAAUGGAGACAUCAUCUCUUUCCCAUUACUUGAAUACCCUCCUGGAGCUAAAGUUGAAUACAAAUGCCAGAACCUUUAUAAACUGGAGGGUUCCAAGCAGGUGGCAUGCAGAAACGGGAAGUGGUCGAAACCUCCAUCAUGUUUAGAGGCGUGUACAGCAUCUCCGGAAGAUAUGGUGAGAAACAAUAUUGAGCUUAAAUGGAGUGACUCUAAAAAACUAUACACUGAAACUGGCGAGGUCAUUGAAUUUACUUGCAAAUUGGGAUUUAUGAAAGCUCCAGGAUCACCUUCUUUUCAAGCACAAUGUUUGCAAGGAAGAAUAAUCUAUCCCAAGUGCAUUGAAGGACUUCCAUGUGGUAAACCACUUCUGAUGCUCAAUGGUUUCACUUCUGAUGAGACUAAGGAGAUUUAUCAGACUGGAGAAGAAGUUACCUAUCAGUGUUUAGAAGGUUUUGAAAUUAGUGGCUCCCCAAACGUCAAAUGUGAAGGAGGAGAAUGGUCCAUAGCACCAAAAUGCACAGAAGCGGUUGGAAAAUGCGGACCACCUCCUCCUAUUGAUAAUGGAGAUAUCACUUCUUUCCUAUUUGCUGAAUACCUUUCUGGAUCCCAAGUGGAAUACAGGUGCCGGAACCUUUAUACACUCGAGGGUUUCCAACGGGUGAUAUGUAUAAAUGGGAAGUGGUCAAAUCCACCAUCGUGCUUAGAUCAUUCCUGUGGCUCUCCACCUUCUGUUAAAAAUGCUUUCAUUUUUCGCAAUGAAAAGAUAAAGUACCAACCUGGUGAGAGAGUACGCUACAAAUGUAUAGGUGGUCUAAGCAUGUUUGGAGAUGCGGACAUAUUAUGCAAAAAUAGGACCUGGACAAAUGCUCCAGAGUGCAAAGAGGCAUUUGGAAAAUGUGGACCACCACCACCUAUUGACAACGGGGACAUCACCUCUUUCCUGUUUGCCGAAUACCCUUCGGGAGCCCAAGUGGAAUACGAGUGUCAGGACCUUUAUAAACUGGAGGGUUCCAAAGAUGUGAGGUGUGAAAAUGGGAAGUGGUCAAAUCCACCGUUGUGCUUAGAGGCAUUUGGAAAAUGUGGACCACCACCGCCUAUUGACAACGGGGACAUCACCUCUUUCCUGUUUGCCGAAUACCCUACGGGAGCCCAAGUGGAAUACGAGUGUCAGGACCUUUAUAAACUGGAGGGUUCCAAAGAUGUGAGGUGUGAAAAUGGGAAGUGGUCAAAUCCACCGUUGUGCUUAGAUGCAUGUACAGCAUCUUCAGAAGCUAUGUUGAGAAACAAUAUAAAGUUGAAAUGGAAAAACAGGAAAAUAUUCUCUGAAACUGGAGAUCUCAUUGAAUUCACAUGCAAAAUGGGAUUUAUGAAAGCUCCAGGAUCACCUCCUUUUAGGGUACAGUGUUUACAAGGAAAAUUAACCUAUCCCGAGUGUGUUAAACGUUAAUCCCUGGAAAGAAACGAGGACUAAAAGCCCAGCAUCAAACUUCGUGGAUUUGUUACCAACAUUUGAAGAUAACUCUGAAAAUACAGUAUGUUGUAGCAUUUUCGGCUAGCUGAGAUUUGAGUAUCCAUUUCUUUAGUCAUACUUUUUCUUUUAUUUGCCAUAAAUGUGCCAAUAUAACAUUCUGCAUAUAAUAGACAUCAAUCAUGUUCACAGUGAUAUUGAUACUGCUUAAGCUAAGGUACAUAAAAUUAAUACGGACUAUUUACCAAUGAAUUUAGAUUCACUAAAACCAGAAUUGAUACUUUUACCCUUUACCUGAACCUCAUAAUGAAUUCCUGUUCAGGCUUUACUCUGGCAUCAUGGUAGAUAUGACCUGUGGAACCAGGGGUUAUUAAUAAAUCAAACUUCUCAA